Podarcis muralis (Common wall lizard) is the source of this 1940-nucleotide messenger RNA. RefSeq names its product deoxyribonuclease 2 beta (gene DNASE2B). Gene Ontology annotation, molecular function: deoxyribonuclease II activity. NCBI's taxonomy places the organism in Eukaryota, Metazoa, Chordata, Lepidosauria, Squamata, Lacertidae. Gene Ontology annotation, biological process: apoptotic DNA fragmentation. The record is from RefSeq and is a predicted model, not a curated record.
AGCUUAAAUCGUCUUGCCAGCUUCCCCUUUUGCGAUCUGCUGAUGGAGCCAAGAUGACUGUCAGAAUUUUAUGGAGCAUAUCUUUGCUGUUCUUUGGCACUGCCCUGCCUCUGUGGGCAUCUCAAAUUUCCUGCAUAAAUGAUGACGGCAAGCCAGUGGACUGGUAUGUUCUUUACAAAUUCCCUAAGCACAUGAGUCACAAUGUGGCUGGAACUGGGCUGGAAUACAUGUUUAUGGAUUCUUUGGCUCCGAUUUGGAAACCAAGCAAAUAUUUCGUCAACAUGACAGAAAGUGCUCUGGGGCAAACGUUGCAGCAGCUCUACCAAACGUACAAGUCCGAGGAAAACAGCACUGCCUAUGUGAUAUAUAAUGAUGGACCACCUAACAAAAUGAAUUACAGCUGGACACAUGGACAUUCUAAAGGGUUUUUGCUCUUGGACCAGUACCAAGGUUUCUGGGUUAUACACAGUAUUCCCGAAUUCCCUCCAUUUCCCGAGGACGGCUAUGGAUAUCCACGCACGGGAAAGUACAAUGGACAGAUAGCAAUCUGCAUAACAUUCCGAUACGAGCAGUUUGCGGAAAUAGAUAAGCAAUUGUUAUUCUACAACCCAAAUGUCUACAACUGUUCCAUCCCAAAGCCCUUUCAAGCAGAGCUCCUCAACCUGCAAACAAUGUGUGCAGGAGCACAUCUGCCUUCAGUUCCUUCAAAUCAAAGCCUUAUCAAGCUUCUGUCAGCCCAGGGAGAAAUUCUGUUCAACUUUGCUAAAACACGGUACGAUCACGAAGAUAUCUACAUCGCCUGGAUGGCUCAGAAACUGCAAACAAACUUCCUGGUGGAAUCCUGGCAGCGCAAGGGACACCGGCUGUUCUCCAAUUGCUCCCUUCCUUACCAUGUCUACAAUGUAAACCUUGUUGGCACACCAUGGAACUCCUCAUUCCCAUCCUAUUACGACCAUUCUAAGUGGUGCGUUUCUUCACGCCCUGAAGACAGAUGGACAUGUGUCGGAGACCUAAAUUAUUCCCCUCAACAGGCUAAGAGAAGUGGUGGCUUCGUUUGCACCCAGAAUCAGCAUAUUUACAUGGCUUUCAGGGCGUUGGUUCUCCAUUAUUAUGAUUGCCGUGAGUUUCAGGAAUUUACAGGUGCAGCACAGACCUCUGGUCUCUAGGUCCUUCCUGAAAAGUGCAAUUUUUCCUUCUUUCUUAAAAAAGAAAUGUUUCUGGUCCUCAUGGCUUUGGAGAAACAAAAAGAGGCUUGGGCAUGAUUUCAGGAAACAGGAUGGUUCAUUGGGCCUGUCCUGGAAGAUCAUAUCUACUUUCUUUUUUUACUCCUACAUUCUCCAGUCUUUUCUAAGGACUUUGUAUUCUGUAAAAUACCCUAAUAUCAGAAUUAGAUAUUAUGUAACUGCAAGCAGGCCUGCAUGAUUUAGAUAAUUGGUUCUUAGUGCAAAAUUGGAGGGAUAAUGUUAGUGAAGCAUGUGGGCUUCCUUGGUAUAUAAUUUGUUUUUAAGCUUGAAGGAUACCCUGCUUGAAGUGACUAAAAACACAGGUUGGGUUUAUGAACCUAGCAUGCCUACCAGUUAAGUAAAAAAAAGGAGGACAGCAUUGUUUUAAGUGUAGUUUCAGAACUGGUUCUCACAAAGAGAAAACCCGCUGAAUAGGAAAGGGGGAUAAAAUUUGAUUCAGUUUGCAUUUAAAGGCCAAACUACCACAUCCACGCUUCCUGAAACAAUACGAAAACUGAAACACAGCCAUCUUUUGCAAUUAGUAAGCGCCUGGAUUUUGCAACACAGUUUUCCAGCCAUAUACCAGUGGGGGUGGGACGUACAUGGAUGCUUUAUAUUUGGCAAAAUUACUUUGCAAAAAUGUAUGUAUUCGGAGAAAUCUACACUGAAGUGCUGAUGAAUUUUCAGGGUGUGUGUGUGUGUGUGUGUGUGUGUAUA